Messenger RNA from Strongylus vulgaris, 888 nucleotides. NCBI's taxonomy places the organism in Eukaryota, Metazoa, Nematoda, Chromadorea, Rhabditida, Strongylidae. The record is from the annotation of a GenBank genome assembly.
GAAAAUAAACUUGAAUAUCCAACUGGAUUAUCGAUUGAUCUCAUACGAAACGAUGUCUAUUUUGGUGAUGUUGAAAGACAAAUGAUUGAAAGGGUGAACAUGGAUACGAGGGAGAGGAUUGUUGUCCUGACCCAAGGAGUACAUCACCCUUACGAUGUCAAGUACUUCAAUGGUUUCUUAUACUGGACUGAUUGGGCUACUUCAUCACUGAAAGUAUCUGAAUUGAGUAUUCAUCAUGAAAGUGCUCAUCUGAUUCAUUCGUUCACUACCUUGCCCUAUGGCUUAGCCAUCAAUCAUACUAUGUUCCAGGAUCAAUCCCAUGUGGGUGUUGCAUGGAUGAAGGAACGUUGCCUCGAAGGGGAUGGUUGUUUGAACGGUGGUCAAUGCCAGGAUAUUAAAAAUGAACAUGGAAGAGUGGUCAAAAUUGUUUGCAGCCUUCCCCCUCUUCAAAUCCGUGCUCAAAUAGUGGCUGUCUUUGGAUACGGCUACGAGAAGGACCAGGAUGGAGACUGUGCACCUAUCGAUGUCACAUCUAUGGAAGAUGAGAAUGGAAAAUCAUUGGUGGAGAAAAACGAGCCAAAAGAUCAAUCCCAUGUGGGUGUUGCAUGGAUGAAGGAACGUUGCCUCGAAGGUGAUGGUUGUUUGAACGGUGGUCAAUGCCAAGAUAUUAAAAAUGAACAUGGAAGAGUGGUCAAAAUUGUUUGCAGCUGCGAGAUCCCUUAUGAAGGCCACCGAUGUGAGAGGCUUAAUCCGGAAAAAGCACUAGCCGCACAACUCAAAGCCUCACCCAGACCUCUCUGGAUAACGUCGUUCUUCCUUCUGCUCUUCAUUACGUUCUUAAUUGCAGCUUUUAUAAUUUCGUAUCGUUAUCAGAAUGUGCUCAAGUAA